UUAUCAGUUGCUUAUUCUCUCUCUCUUUCUCCUUUUUUUUUUUUGACAGAAUCUCACUCUGUUGCCCAGGCUGGAGUACACUGGGGCAAUCUCAGCUCACUGCAACAUUUACCUCCUGGGUUCAAGCAAUUCUGGUGCCUCAGCCUCCUGUAGCUGGGACUACAGUUGUGCACCACCACACCCGGCUAAUUUUUGUGUAUUUUUAGUAGAGACAGGGUUCUGCCAAGUUGGCCAGCCUGGUCUCAAACUCCUGGCCUCAAGUGAUCCACCCACCUCAGCCUCCCAAAAUGCUGGAAUUACAGGUGUGAGCCACCCCACCUGGCCGCUUUAUCUCUUUUAUACUCUAAAAUCACUUAAAUCUUCAUAAUCAAAGAAUAUCUCACACAAGACCCUGAAUUUCUACCCCGUAUUGCCUCUUGGAAUAGAGACUUGUGAAUCAGGGUCACAGUUUACUGCUGCAAAAGCACAUAUAUCUGUCCCACAUCUUCUGGUUACAUAUAAGGGAAUCUCAAAAGUAUUCUCAUUUUAGUUCGGUUAUUUGAACUAAGUAUGAAUAACAAGGUAAUUAUGAAUAUUACCUUCAAAUAUCAGAAUGCAUGUCCAAGAACAAGAAGAGUCAGAUUAUUCUGAAUGCUUUCAUCUCUGUUUGCAUUGAUUAUUGGAUCAGUAAGCUAUUGCUGCAUAAACGUCAUGCCAAUAGUAAAUGGUUUAAUGUCAUGCAUUUGUACACACAAGAGUGUAUGUUGGAGAAGUUUUCACAUUGGAAAUUAGGGCAUAAGAAUUUUGAAGAGAACAAAAAUAUUUGGUCCAUACGACCAAUCAAAUCAAAUUAGUUCUUGAAAUUUGGACAAGAAGAAUUUGAGAAAGGAAGAUGAAAAGAAGUGGUGGGAUCUCACAAUACUUCAUACAGUUUCAGCUUAGGCAUUAACAUCUCAUGAGUGCACAGGUUCUGUCAAACAUGCAUGUCACAUGUUCAAACUCAACAUCAACCCUUGUAAGGAUAUCCAUUUCUUUUCAUGAGGUAUCAUCAAGACCUGGAGUCCUGGAUGGAGAACAGUAAUCCUCCUAUGGAGAAUAGGGGAGUUAAUAAAUAUCAAAAUAUAAUUAUCAAAAUUAUAAAAAUAUAAUUAUCCACCUGGGGGAGAAACAGACAUGCAAGCCUUUCAUACUUCUGUUGACAUUAAAUGUUUAUGUGUGAUACACCGUAGACUUAACAAUAAGGAAGAUAGAAGUUCCAUGGAGAGACAGAGGAUUUUCUGGAAGAGUUGGGAGGGUAAUUUGAUGCACCAAGAAACUUCAGCUUUAGAUAUUUCCAUGAGUAGAAGACAGUAGAAUAGCUUAGAAGAGUCUAAAAUUGCUAAUGUGACUAUUUGAGGGCACCAAGAAAAGGACAGAGACAAUGUCCUGAAGAAUAGCAAAGUAUAAUCUGAUAGACUCUCAAGCACUGUACUUUCUGUGCAGGGCUCUGGGAAGAGGUCUGCCUUCAAAAUCGUAGCAUUGUGUCUCCCAGGAGCAGCACGACACUAAUAUAGGAGUUAAAAAGAAAUUAUUUCGGCAGUUGAGAGGGUAUGGCAGUCCUUGGUAAGGUUUUCCUUUUAAUAAAAAGCAGCCCCCAGCCGGGCCUGGUGGCUCACACCUGUAAUCCUAGCACUUUGGGAGGCCAAGGUGGGUGGAUCACCUGAGAUCAGGAGUUUGAGACCAAACUCACCAACAUCGUGAAACCCCGUCUCUAUUAAAAAUACAAAAAUUAGCCAGGUGUGGUGGCGCGUGCCUGUAAUUCCAGCUACUCAGGAGGAGGAGAGAGGAAAAUUGCUUGAACCGGGAGGUGGAGGUUGCAGGGAGCUGAGAUCACGCCACUGCACUCCAGCCUGGGCCACAGAGCGAGACUCUGUCUCAAAAAAAAAAUAAAUAAAUAAAUAAAAAGCAGCCCCCAAAUCAUAUCUUUUCUAACAAAAAGCAGCCUGAAAAAUCAAGCUGCAAGCCUUGAUAAGCAAGCUGGAAUCUGGCAUGGGUAAAUGCCAGCAGCUGUGCCAAUAGAAAAGGGAUGCCCGGAAGCCAGGUGUAUUCAACAUGGAGGUUUUUCUCUUCUAUUUUCUUUGUCGCCACGUGUGCAGGUGACAUGGCGCCAGCCAGGUAAAAACCCCAUUUGCAUAAUAAAAGAUUAGGGUUGGAUGGCCAACCUCUUCAUGGGCUACGCAAAUGUCCCGUCUAGUCCAAUCUAUCCACUAUGUAUGCCCUAUGCAAAUCAGACCCUGCCUCCUCAAGCUCAUUUAUAAAACCAGCCCUAUCUUGCCCCAAACCUGGAAACCCACUCAGGUCCCCUUCCUCUGCACAAGGAAGCUCUCUCUUCUUUCUUUUGCCUACUAAACUUUUGCUCUGAAACCCACUCCUCCUGUGUCUGCCUCUUUGACUUCUUUAGCGUGAGACAACCAACCUCAGAUAUUUCCCCAGACAAAUGAUGCUGCUUCAAUACUAGGCACUUUUUGUGUCCCAAGAAAACUUUCUGCUUUGACCAUAAGCAUAGUAAAUGGGAAACUGGGACAUAGUCACAAGCUGCUACCUAUCGAACAUCUGCUCUGUGCCAGUACUUUCCAAUGAGCAUUAAGAGUCCCCACAAAUCACUGAAGAACUUACUCAUGUCACCAAAUACCACCUGUACCCCCAUAACUUAUGGAAAAAUGAAAUUUAAAAUAAAUAAAUAAAUAAAUCUGAAAAUUAAAACAAAAAAAGCGGGAAGGCUAACAUCCAUCAUCACCAUCAUCAUCACUAUCAUUAAUAAAAAAAAAAGAAAUUACUUACUUCUCCUAUAAACUCCAUAAGACAGGUGGAAUUUCUAAAAGUUUCAUUUUCUAUCAUGAAGAAAGUACUUAAGAGGCACAUGUAAACUUAUUUUUGCAAAAGCGGGACGAUUGAGUCAACAUUUCACCAACUAAAGUCAAAGACACGCAGAACAUGGAAGAAUUUUAUGUGAAGACUCAAAAUACUUUUUAUCUGGUUCUAACACUGAACCACAGCCUUUUUAAAAAUUUUCUGAAACUAGAUUCUAUGGAAUGGACCACAGGCUUGAUCCACAAAGGGCAAACCGUUGAAUAGGAAAGGUAGCAUCAACAUCAACAGGGAAAUAGUCACGAAUGUAGAAUGUCUGGACCCAUCCUAGAGGCCUCUGAUUAGAAGCUAUGUUUUAACAGGAUCCCCAAGUGAUUCAUCUGCACAUUGAAAGUGGAGAAGUUUGGACUAAAAUCAUCUCUCAAUCUCCCCAGUGUUAAUGUUUGUUGUGGAUAAUAUUUUUUCUGUGUGGUGACGGCUGUCCUGUGCAUUGUAGGAUGUUAAACAGCACCCCCAGCUUCAACCCAUUAAGUGCCAGUAGCACAUUCCCAUGUGACAACUGAAGAUUUCACCAGACCUUUCCAAGGUGUCUCCAGGAGGGACAAUCAACUCUAGCUGAGAACCACUGCCCUACAGUGUAAGAACCAGAAACAUUUUGGCAGAGUUCCAAUCAAAGCUCUUCCUUUACUCUGCAGAUGACUUUGGGCAAGACAAACUCUUUGCUUGUGUAUACAAGCAUAGAACUCUAAUUGCUUUGUCAAAGCAUCAAGAAGCCAAGAACUGUAGUAACUACCCAUGGCUUUAUUGAAAAUAAACACAGCUCUCUCCAUUGCUGAAGAGAGAAUAGAAAUUUUCUGGAGAUGUCAACAGCUGUGUCUCCAGCACAAGUCAAUGCCUUGAAGAUCCAAAGGACUCGGUAAAGACAGGUUUCUCAAUCCUAGGCUUUGGAUAAAAUUUUAACUCAGGGUUGGGCAAAGGUGCUAAGGCUGUUCGACUUCUGUAAGGAGGGAAAGUCCAAGGAGAAUAAGGAAUUUAGUCUGGAUUCACCUGGCCUCUAACUUGGUCUCUUGGGAACAGAGAAUCAGCAGAAAGAUUUUUCUUGCCUUCCAGACCAGUAUCCCACAGGGAAAUCAGGUGCUCAGGGGAUGCAGUAACAAUGGGGAAAUGUACCAAAUAGAGGGAGGAAAUGUACCAAAUACAAUGGGGAAAUGUAGCAAAUACAGGGAGCGGUAAAUAUUUCUUCUGCUGUUGUCCUUAAGAUUGCACAACCUCGGGAACAAUGGGACAUGGUUGAUUCUUUGGAAGUCCUAUGUCUGGCUAGGGGAGUGAUGCUUAACUUCCUUCUACCAUUUCGUGUGGGGACAGAGGUUUAGUCUCUACCAUCCACCAUCCACAGAAGAACUCAGGAUUCCAUAUGGCAACCCUAGUCCUGGAGUCCUCAUACAGUCACCUCAACCACGUGGAACCAGAGAAUGAUACAAGGAUUUUAGGAUUUCUUCUUCUGGGACUUUCAGAGGAACCAGAAUUGCAGCCCGUUAUGUUUGGACUCUUCCUCUCCAUGUAUCUGACAACUGUGUUUGGAAACCUGCUCAUCAUCCUGGCCAUCAGCUCUGAUUCCCACCUUCACACCCCCAUGUACUUCUUCCUCUCCAACCUGUCCUUUGUAGACAUCUGUGUUACCUCCACCAUGGUCCCAAAGACACUGUCAAACAUCCAGACACAGAGCAAAGUCAUCACCUAUACAGGUUGCAUCACCCAGAUGUACUUUUUUGUACUCUUUAUAGUGUUGGACAGCUUACUGCUGACUGUGAUGGCCUAUGACCGGUUUGUGGCCAUCUGUCACCCCCUGCACUACACAGUCAUCAUGAACCCUCGGCUCUGUGGGCUGCUGGUUCUGGCGUCCUGGAUCAUGAGUGCCCUGAAUUCCUUGAUAGAAAGCUUAAUGGUGUUGCCACUGCUCUUUUGUACAGACUUCAAAAUCCCCCACUUUUUCUGUGAACUUAAUCAGGUAAUCUGCAUUGCCUGUUCUGACACCUUUCUUAAUAACAUGGUGUUGUAUUUGGCAGCUGUGCUUCUGGGUGGGGGAUGCCUCACUGGGAUCCUUUAUUCUUAUUCUAAGAUAGUUUCCUCCAUAUGUGCAAUCUCAUCAGCUCAGGGGAAGUACAAGGCAUUUUCCACCUGUGCAUCUCACUUCUCAGUUGUCUCCUUAUUUUAUUGUACGGGCCUAGGGGUGUACCUUAGUUCUGCUGCAACCCACAACUCACUCUCAAGUGCAACAGCCCCGGUGAUGUACACCAUGGUCACCCCAAUGCUGAACCCCUUCAUCUACAGUCUGAGGAAUAAAGACAUAAAGGGGGCUCUAAAACAAUUCUUCAGAAGGAAGAAAUAAAACAAGCAUCUUUCAAGAAGUGCAUGUGGUUUCAAAGCUCUAACCAAACUCAAACAUUGUGAGUCACGAAUCAGAUCAUGGAAGGAGGAAAAGAGAAUGUCCUGCUUCUAUUCAAUUUCUAGAGUUUUAAUUUCCUUGUUCUCAAGUGCUGGGUCAGAUUUAUGCUAUUUCUUUAGAAAGCUUUCUGCUCUGAUAUCCAACUUAGUUUUUGUUUGUCAUUUUCCUAAUUUCCCAAAGUUAUUUCCAAACUAGGGUAAAACACUUUUGGAGAUUCCUAUUUCUCUAAUACACUGGAGAGUUGUAUCAGUCCUAAAAAAUCAAUUGCACUUGGCAAAUGUAAGGUCAUCGGUAUAAUCAUAUUAUAGAUGAAUAUCGGAGACCAGUUUUUUACUUCUGAGUCCUUCAUUUCUUACUACCUUUACUGCUCCUCCUGAUUAUGUAAACUUUACCAUGCUAGUGUAUUUAUAAUUGUCAUGGCAUUUUAUUCUCCUCAUUAGGAUCCUGCCUGCUAUCCAGCUCAGUGUCCGCACUGCCUACUAUAUUCCCUGGUAAAGAGGAGGAAGGCAAAUAUUACUUAUAACAUACAUGUUCCUAGUGUAGCCUACACAGAAAGACACAUUUGCAUGAAUCAAUUGAUUUCAUAUGGCCUCAGAUUCAGAGAUGACUUUAAAUAUGAUGGACUAAAAUUUUCGGUCAUGCAGUGAUUACCAUGGAAGAUUUGUUUUUGAUGGUGUAUGAUGUGGUUUGUCUGUGUCUCCACCCAAAUCUCAUCUUGAUUGUAGCUCCCAUAAUUCCCUUGUGUCAUGGGAGGGACCCGGUGGGAGGUAAUUGAAUUAUGGAUGCAGGUCUUUCCCAUGCUGUUCACAUGGUAGUGAAUAAGUCUCAUGAGAUCUGAUGGUUUUAUAAAGGGGAGUUCCCCUGCACAUGCUGUCUUGCCUGCCGCCAUGUAAUACAUGCCUUUUGCCUUCUGCUGUGAUUGUGAGGCCUCCCCAGCCACGUGGAACUGUGAGUCCAUUAAACUUCUUUUUCUUUAUCAAUUACCCAGUCUUGGAUAUGUCUUUAUCAGCAGUGUGAAG
Pongo pygmaeus (Bornean orangutan) is the source of this 6291-nucleotide messenger RNA. RefSeq names its product olfactory receptor 7A17-like. The transcript is spliced from 2 exons. Gene Ontology annotation, cellular component: membrane. Gene Ontology annotation, molecular function: G protein-coupled receptor activity; olfactory receptor activity. The record is from RefSeq and is a predicted model, not a curated record. Gene Ontology annotation, biological process: G protein-coupled receptor signaling pathway. Bases 4241 to 5215 code for a protein of 324 amino acids. Lineage: Eukaryota; Metazoa; Chordata; Mammalia; Primates; Hominidae.